This is a messenger RNA of Apodemus sylvaticus (European woodmouse), 2722 nucleotides long. RefSeq names its product CDC42 effector protein 3 (gene Cdc42ep3). NCBI's taxonomy places the organism in Eukaryota, Metazoa, Chordata, Mammalia, Rodentia, Muridae. The transcript is spliced from 3 exons. The coding region runs from base 926 to 1693 and encodes 255 amino acids. The record is from RefSeq and is a predicted model, not a curated record.
GGUCCUCCGGCACCCUUCUCCCCGCCCUGCCCUGGCCUCACAGCCCCGCCCCGCCCCGCGCCGGGCUCCGCCCCGCCCCGCGCCCCGCCCUCGGCAGGUUGAGGCCAGGCGUCCGGCAGCCGCGCGCACAGUGUCGCCGGCUCUUCCAACUGCCGCUGGGAGCACAGCAGCGGGACGCUCGCCAGCAAUCCAGUGCCGCAGCCGCGGCCUCCCAGGAGACGCCGCGCACAGUCCCGGAGCAGAUUCUGCGGUGAACUGUCGCCGCCCACCACCCUCUGGUUCUGCGCCAACCGGCUAGGACUGUGUGAGCCCUACAGAGGCGACCCGGGCCGACGCCCGGCCCCCCGGGCAGAAGCAAGGAGCCUUGGAGACUGCUGAAUGAAGGACUCGGACAUAAGGCGGCUGUGAAAUGUCUAGCAAUGUGACGUGUGAGAUAAAGGAUCCGAUCUAUAUUCAAGGAAUGGUUGACAGGCCAUCUGGAAGUGCCUAGGUUUUCCAGUAGGCCUCACUCCGUGGUUGUAAGCCCAGGCUACCAGCCCCUGGGCUCACAGAUGAUGUUUAGAGGAGAACUUUGGAAGCCUUCUGGAUCCUCUGCAGUCUCUGCUUUCCAGCCGUCUCUCAUCUGCUAGAGAUUUGCAUUCUGAAUUCCAUGAUUGGAACAUGGUGCUGAGGCUGCGGCAGCCCCUGAAGACAUGAAGUUUCUCCUUGCAGUAGAAGGAACUGGAUAAUGUAACUGCCUUUCCAGAAAGACCCACCGUGGCCCUGAGUUGAGCAAGAUCUCUCAGCCCCGGUCUCAUUUUAGAUCCACUUGAGAAGAAAGGAUGUGACAAUUCUUAUCUAAAAGGACAUUUUGGAAGUGUGGGAUACCAGUGAGGAAGCUCACCCUUUCCCCAGUCUGUGAAAUAAACGUUCUCAGAUUCCAAAAAUGCCAGCCAAGACCCCAAUUUACCUAAAAGCGGCUAACAACAAGAAGGGAAAGAAAUUUAAACUGAGGGACAUUCUGUCCCCUGAUAUGAUCAGUCCUCCUCUGGGGGACUUUCGUCACACAAUCCACAUCGGCAAAGAGGGCCACCAUGACGUCUUUGGAGAUAUUUCCUUUCUUCAAGGGAACUAUGAGCUUUUGCCUGGAAAUCAAGAGAAAGCACACUCCGGCCAGUUCCCGGGGCAUAGCGACUUCUUCCGGGCCAACAGCUCCUCGGACUCAAUGUUCACAGAAACACCCUCCCCGGUGCUCAAAAAUGCCAUCUCCCUCCCGACCAUUGGAGGCUCCCAGGCGCUCAUGCUGCCAUUACUGUCGCCAGUGACAUUUAAUUCCAAGCAAGAGUCCUUUGGGCGUCCUAAGUUGCCAAGGCUCAGCUGUGAGCCUGUCAUGGAAGAAGAGAAAGUUCAGGAGAAGAGUAGUCUGCUAGAGAAUGGGACAGUGCACCAGGGAGACACCUCAUGGGGCUCCAGUGGGUCUGCGUCUCAGUCCAGCCAGGGCAGGGACAGCCACUCCUCCAGCCUGUCAGAACAGUACUCCGACUGGCCCGCGGACGACAUGUUUGAGCAUCGAGCCUCCUGUGAGCUUGUGAAGUCAAAGACUAAAUCAGAAGAAUCCCUCUCCGACCUGAUGGGCUCCCUGCUCUCCCUGCAGUUGGAUCUUGGGCCCUCACUUUUGGAUGAAGUCCUGAAUGUCAUGGAUAAAAAUAAGUAACCAGGAGUCAGCUCUUUUUCUUGGGAGUAAGAGGUACCAAAAUAAGCAGAAAACAAAAAAUCAGCAAACCACAGCUGAUGGAAAGAGCUGCUCUGACUGUUUUUAUUUGCAGCCAUGUGAUGCAUUUUCUAAAAUAACGCUCCUGUUCCUACAAAAUAUUUUUUUAACCAUCAUGCCCUGUUUGCAAAAAUUUUGAAAACAAUAAUUUUUAAAAAUUAAAAAAAAAAAAACCCAAAAAACAAAAAACCUGUUCUGGCAAAAAAAAAAAAAAAAAAAAAAAAAGGAGGAAGUGAGUCAGAGCUCAUUUUCAGCAGGCAUUGCUGAUGCUCAAACAGGCUCCAUUUGUUUGGUUGGUUGAUUGUAGACGAGCAGAAAUCCAGGCUGUCUAGGAGAGCUGUGUCAUGGGUCUCUCCAAGGCGAUUUACGGCAUGCCUUGAAAAGGAAAUCAAACCUUACUUGGCACCUACGCCUUUUUUUCUAGACUCUUUUGUAUAUUGUAUCUUUUGGGUUCACUAUAGCGAAUUCUCCAGUGUUAAGAUUUUACUCUCUUUUCAUAUUCGAACAACCUUACAGGAUUUGGGAUUUUUUUCCUUGUGGUUCUUAUAUAUCCCUGUAUAUUAUUUCCAUGUUGCAAAAGUUUGACUGUCAGCUCCAUGUUGGUUAAAAACAAGCAAGGUAUUACUGUAACUAAGUUAUUUUUAAAGUUGAAAUAUAUUUUUAUGUGCCUUUGGCUUUUUAUUGCAAAGUCUACAUUUUAUACAUAAUACAUCAAGUGUUAUUUGUCUUGUUUCCAUUUGGGCUUCCUUGUAGGCUACGGAUGUGUAUUUGAAAACAAAAAAAACAAAAACAACACAACCCUAUGCAUUAUCAGCAUGCAUCCCCCCCCCCCACUCGUGUGAUACCAUCCUUCCAACAGGAGGCACAGGGCUAUGCUCCUGCAGAGACUGGAGGUGAGGUAGGUAUUUAAGGGCAGCUCAUGUCCACAUGACUUGGGUAUAUCAUGCCACACAAUAAAGAGUAAAUGCUAAA